AUGGAGACUACAACAGUCAAGCCGCGUGUUGUCGACCGCGCCGUCUUCAAAGAGCAGCUUACGGCGCUGCGAGACCGCGAGAAGGCGCAUACCCGCGAGGGCGACGCUAUCGCCGCCGCCCGCCGCCGCCUGCCAAUGGUAGAGGUUGACAGCGCUACACGGUUGGUCGGAACGGCCGGCGAGUCGACUCUGCUCGACGCCUUCGAGGGCCGCAAGCAGUUGCUCGUCUACUUUCACAUGUGGCACGACGGCAAGCCCGCCCCGGACCAGUGCGAGGGCUGCACCUUUUUCAAUGGCCACGUGCGCGAGAUGUCGGUCCUGCACUCCCGCGAGGUCUCCUACGCCACCUUUUGCAAAGGGCCCUGGGAGCAGAUCUCGCGCUACAGGGACUUCCUCGGGCUGGACGUCCCAUGGUACCACCUCUCCGAGGAGGCGGCCGACAGCAUCGCCGACGGCGCCCUCGUCGCCUACCUGCGCGUUGGGGACCGCGUCUUCCAAACAUACGCAGCCACCGGCCGGGGGUGUGAAGUGAUGUCAAAUUCCUAUGGGCUCCUUGACCUGACCAUUUACGGCCGCCAGGAGGCCUUCGAGGACUCGCCUGAAGGCUGGCCCCGGGCGUACGGGGACCGUGGCACCCAGUUCCGUACGGGGACUCGCCCUAUCCUCCAAUGGCCCCGUGUCGACGCGGGGUAUUGCGACGACCUAAGUGGCGCUUCAAGUGUCGAGAUCGAGGACCACCCCACACUUGCCUGA
This is a messenger RNA of Diaporthe amygdali, 753 nucleotides long. Its product is annotated as DUF899 domain-containing protein. NCBI's taxonomy places the organism in Eukaryota, Fungi, Ascomycota, Sordariomycetes, Diaporthales, Diaporthaceae. The coding region runs from base 1 to 753 and encodes 250 amino acids. The record is from RefSeq and is a predicted model, not a curated record. The transcript is spliced from 2 exons.